AUGAGCAGCACAGGGUCCCGGAUUUACAUUCGAGCCAGCGAUGGCACCAAGGGCCACCUGGCCAUCUGUCCCUUGAGAGAUGUGGUGGAAAGGCAGCAGCUGGAAGGGUACCUCCAAAGGUAUGGCGACUUCGAAGAUCUGUGGUUGCCGUGGAAGGCAGCGGACCAACGACCUUUCGGCUUUGUGACCUUCAAAGACUCUGCGGCGGCGCAGCGCUUUGUGGAGUGGUCCCCGCACAAAGUACCGGAUGCAACGGAGGAGAUCAUUGCCAAGUGGGGGCAGGGACAGAAGAAGGCCCAGACGCAAUGGAAGUCAUCCGCCCGCGACCAUGUGGAGGGAAUGCUUCAGCCGCUGGAGGUUGAUGCUGACGUGUCGAUGAGGAACUAUCAUUUUGAAUCGGAGCAGAAGAAACAGUCCUUGGCAGGUAUUCUGAAGUCCGCGGACGGAGCUUAUCAAGACAAGCUGGCAGCUUCCAGGAAGAUCAUCACGGGAAGAGUCCCCAAGAAGGGCAAACCUCAGCUGCACCUGUUUUGCGGUCCGCCGGCCACUGGAAAGACCCUGGCGAUGAAGGUCAUUGCGGCUGAGGGAGGCCUCAAGCCAUUUUACAUGAAGCUGGGCGAGCUGGGAUACAACACCUCGACGGCUAUGCAGAACGCCUUGAAGGAGGUUGACAAGAUGUCAUCUGGUCCCGAUGGGGUCGGAGUGGCAGUCUUGAUCGACGAGGCGGAGCAAGUGUUCAGCAGCCGGAGAAGCAUGCAGGACGCCAACAGUGUGAAAGUCGAGGCGAAGAAGGAACUUGUGAGAGCUUUCCUGGAGUGGACCGAUGGCUUGCAGAGCAGGCCUCGUGAUGCCAAACCCAUCGUGGUUGUGAUGGCCACAAAUCUGCGAAGCAGCAUCGACGAAGCUGUCCAGAGCCGCGUGGGCAAGACCAUCGAGUUUUCAUAUCCGACGCUCGCGCAGUGCAAGCAGCACUUCGCCGCGAAUGCGCCAAAGGUUAAAAAGUGGCAUUGGCUCCUGGCGGCAUCCAGCCGACUUCUGGUUAUGGACUUUCGGGAGCUCGAAGCGGUACAUGAUCUGGUGUGUGAACGAGAUGCGGAGAAACUUGGGGUCUCGCCGGGAGAUGUGAAGGCCUUUUCAGACUAUCUUCCUGCGAUGUGGUCCGUAUGGUCGCAGCGGGGCAGGCAUGGGUCGAGCGAUCGGACUGCCUCGAGAAUGAUCGAUGCCCUGAAGCUGAUCAUUUGGCAGCUCCCAUAUUUCUCAUAUCACCUGCGUGUGGUGAGACACGAGAUGCAGCCGUUGCGUCAGAAGUUGAUGCUGCUUCUGAAUGCCGUGCUGCAGCCUCUGCGCGCUCGGCUGUAA
Messenger RNA from Symbiodinium natans, 1359 nucleotides. The record is from the annotation of a GenBank genome assembly. NCBI's taxonomy places the organism in Eukaryota, Dinophyceae, Suessiales, Symbiodiniaceae.